GAAUGGUUGAGAGCAGACACUUGGGUACACAGGUAGGUCCAAUUCAGAGCUCGCUGUAAACUUUAUGUACAGACCAUAAGGUAAGGCUGUAAGCCUCUGAGUCAGUCUUGGGCUCUAGAAGACUUCAGGAGGCUGAUUAUACAGGAAUUCUCCCUUCUAUGGAUGGUCGGCCAGUGCCUGGCACUUCCUCUGAAGAAAUUACUUAAAGGGCCUGUGCUUGGGGAAGCAGAGGACAAGGAAGAGAAAGUCCAUUAUUGCAAUAAGUUUCAUAGCAGCAUUCCUCUUCGUCAUCGUUCGCCUUACAAAUGAAGUAAACUUCCCUUUGAUUCUAAACUGCUUUGGACAAACUGGUGUAAAGUGGAUGCCGUUUUCCGACAAACAAAGGCGGCCUCUCAGAACUCACUAUGGAUAUAUAAAUGUAAAAACACAAGAGCCUCUCCAGCUAGACUGUGACAUCUGUGCCAUUAUUUCGAACUCGGGUCAGAUGGCUGGUCAGAAAGUGGGAAUUGAAAUUGACCAGUCCUCCUGUAUAUGGAGAAUGAACAAUGCUCCUACCAAGGGUUAUGAGGUGGAUGUUGGGAAGAAGACGACCAUACGAGUGGUCUCACACACCAGUGUUCCCCUAUUGCUCAAGAAUCCCGAUUACUUUUUCAAGGAAACCAAUAGCACGGUAUAUGUCAUCUGGGGGCCUUUUCGAAACAUGAGGAAAGAUGGCAAUGGCAUUGUGUACAACAUGCUGAAGAAAGCUGUUGACAGCUACCCCGAUGCCAAAAUCUAUGUGACAACAGAAAAGCGCAUGAAUUACUGUGACGGGGUAUUUAAGGAGGAGACCGGAAAAGAUCGAGUCCAGUCAGGUUCAUAUCUCAGCACUGGGUGGUUUACCUUAAUUCUGGCUAUGGAUGCCUGCUAUGGAAUUCAUGUCUAUGGGAUGAUAAAUGACACCUACUGCAAGUCAGAAGCCUUUCGAAAGGUCCCUUACCAUUAUUAUGAGCCAGGAAGAGAUGAAUGUGAUGAGUACUUUCUGCAUGAAAAUGCUCCCUAUGGAGGUCAUAGGUUUAUCACAGAAAAGAAAGUAUUUGCUAAAUGGGCCAAGAAGCACACAAUAAUAUUUACACACCCCAACUGGACACUGUCUUGAUGUUGGUUCUUCUUUAGUAGCAUAAUAUUACAAAAAUGCCUCAGUUUACAAUGAUCUUGCUUACAUCUGACGGACUUUCCCACGCUAGAUAAACUAAACUAAAACUCAAUGAUAGAGAAGUUGAUGGAUCAGCUGUUAAGCAAAACUUACCAAUUUGUGGAAGGCAGAUGAGUUGCUUAUUUUAUUACUAAGGGGUAUAAACUACAUAAUGCACUUUACAUUUUGACUGCAUUUUAAUUCAAGACAACAGCCAUUUCCAGAUAGCAGUGAUUUCAUGUUAUAUACAAGCAUGCCCACGGAGUGGUGGUCCUUAGAAACUUUCCAGUUGCCUUAGGUAAUUAAAAUGACUAUUUGCAGUUAGUUAACCUCAAGAUUUGCAGUACUAAAGGUAACUUCGUAUAGGCAAAUAUAAGGGAAGAUAGUAGAUUCUGAGGUAACUGUAUUUAUUUGACUUACAUACAACUGGAUAAAUUUUAAGGACCACCAACGUGACAGUAUGUAUAUACUUUCACAUGCAUCCACACUCACUGGGUGUACUAAAGUUAGAGAUGGGAUAAAUAAUGAUUCCUGAACUAUAGAUAACGCCCAUGUGCAAAGAUAUUCAUAGCUCAAAGGCCCAUAGGUAACAAAGAAGCUCUGGUUACCUACUUACACCUCUACCUUGAUAUAACACGACCCAAUAUAAUACGAAUUCGGAUAUAACGCAGUAAAGCAGUGCUCUGGGGGGGCGGGGCUCCGCACUCUAGUGGAUCAAAGCAAGUUCAAUAUAACGCGGUAAGAUUUUUUGGCUCCCGAGGUCAGCGUUAUAUCGAGGUAGAGGUGUACUUCCAUAUUGGUUGGCCUCCAUCAUCUUGAAUGAUGUAAUUCAUCUAGACACCGUCUCAAAUUGUAGUAUUUUUAGAAGAUGACGUUCCAGCAUCCACCAACAUUAGUUCACUUUUUGGGACAUCACCCUAAAUUGUACCUGGUUUUUGAAACAGUAGCUCUACAAAUGGUGUAAAAACAUGGUGGUGGGUAGGGGACACCUAGGGAUACCAGGACAGGACUUGGAGUACAAAACUCCUGAGUUCUGAUCCCAGUUUUAACACCGAAUCCCUUGCAGCCUUGGACAAUUUGUUUCCCCUUUCUGCCUCAGUUUUUCCACCUUUAAAAAUGGGGAUAAUACUUCUCUACCUCACAAAGGUCUUGUGAGGAUUAAUUAAUGUCCAUAAAGUGUUUUGAAGGUGAAAAAUGGUAUAUAAGCAUUUAUUAUUAUGGCAACACCAAUGGCACUUGGCAUAGCCAACAUACAAGAAUGUAUUUGAGGAGAGUGGCAGCCGUGUCAGGGUCUGAUCCUGCAAGAUGCUGUGCCUCCCUUUUAUCCUGUGUGUUCUCCCUAAUGCUGAGUUCCCUCCACUUUCAGUUAGAGUUGAGGGUUCUCUGCGCCUCACAGGAUUAUCGCAUCAAUGGGAUAGCUCUUGAGUUUUUAUACUUGCCCAUCUCUAAUUCAAAUACACUGUUCAAAGUGAACCAUCAUUUAUUUCAACUGCAGCAGAACCAUUUUUAAUUUGAAAAUAAUUCAACUAAACAUGUGACCUUUUUUACUGUAUUUAAAUUAAUGUUUAAGUCUCUUUCCAUUUGAAACAUUUCCUAAAAACGUUUUAGCACCUGGAAUGUCAGCUUCAACACUGUAAUAACCAAUACUGUGAAACUUGAAAGAAGUGUAUGUGGUGCACUCACACUAUUAAACAGGAAACUUUGUAUGCUUUUAUAAAUCAUGAAAAGGGGAAAGGAAAAACCUAUUUUUACAUGUUGCAGUGUUGUUAUAGCUGUGCUGAUCCCAGGAUAUGAGAGAGACAAUUACCUCAUCUUUCUUGUCUCUCUAUUUUUACAUGUAAGUGUUUGUAUACUGACUGAAUUGCCUAAUGUAUAUUUGUAUAUGUAAAUCUAUAUUUGAUAUGUCCGGAGCAUAUAUAUUCUUCUUCAACAUCAUUAAGUGCCACCCUUCUGUAAUGAAGAGGAAACGCCAUUCCCCUUUGUUGUUGAGAGUGAUGUCCGUGUUUCUUCUUUGUUUCCCUUGGACUAUGCCACUGGCUUUUUCCAUUGCCGCAUCUUCCUGACGGUUUUUAAAAUACUUGAGCUUUCUCCUCUUAUUACCUAUUGUGUGCCAUAGGUGUGCCUGGUUCGUGGCAGGCACAACCCUGAUGGGCUUUUGGUUAAGGCACUGGACUAAGCCUCGGGUGAUUUAGGUUCAAUGCCUGGCUCUGUCACAGGUCACUUGAUCUCUCUCUGCCUCAGGUCCCCAUUGCAGAAUGAGAAUUAUCACAUUUCCUUACCACAUACUUUGUCUGUCUUUUUCUUUGACUGCAAGCUUGUCAAGCCAGAUAGUGUCAUGCACAAUGUGUCUGUACAGCGCCUGCACAAUGGGGCCACAAUCUCAAUUGGGGCCUGUAGACACUUACAUAAUAUACAAAUAAUAAAAAUAAUUAUUAAAAUGCCUCCUCUCCCAAGAGUUUAAAAUCUAUUAUAGACCAAUACAGCAAGGGCUGAAAGAAAGCAAGGAUGGGGAAAGGGUAAUGUAAGGAUGAAGGUUGCAGCUGUGAGCCCAUGAACUAGAUUUUCUAUGUGCAUACAUAUCUUGUCAAUUUGAAUGGAUAGAUAGAAAAUUAAUAAAAGGAGCUGCAAUGAGGGAUUUAAAGGAAGAACAACGGAUACUGGGCACACUGCGCUAUGGGGGAUGUUCUCUGCAUACUGUACAGGGGCAACAUGGGGAAAUGUGUAAAGUCACUCGUGGGGAAAGGAACCCAAAGGGUGAACAUCAGGCGAGACAAGGUGGCAGAAUUAAAAGGGUUAAUGGGGAAGAAGGGGUGACUAGUGAUGAGAUAUGGGCAGAAAUUGUGCAUGUGGGUGACAGGAGCCUUCAUGUGAGAGAAAAUCUUGCAUGAUAGGUCGUAGAUUCCUCAGAUCAGUAGCCUACAAUUCUUCUACAAUAUACACUUUGGCAAAAUGCCCUCCAUCCUCUCUCUCAAAAAUAUCAAUUUUUUUCCCACAAUAAGGACAGAAUAAAGACCUGGGUGAUCCUUUAUCCACAUGUGGAAAGGACAGUAUUUCAAUAUCAUUCCAGCAUAAAGGCAAGAUAGUUUUAAGCUGAUUGGAACUUGUUCAGAUCAACAUAAAUCUGUUGUAAAGUGUGUGAAGCCUUAUUCUUAAAAAUAAACAGGGCCAAUGCAAAUAUUUAAUACUAUUAUACAACAUCCUCCAAGAGUAAUCAGGACAUCCCACUCACCAAUCCACAAAUGGUGUUUUACAUUAAUAUAAAAAACGGGAAACCUAAACUGGUUUAAAAUUUGCAGUGUGUGUUUACAGAUAGCGGUACAGAAGGCCAAUCUUUGGUAUGUAUUCAGUUCUGACUUUGCAUUCUGUUCAGCAUUUGCAGUAUAUUAUAUGGGGAAACGGUGCAGUAUGGCUUAGUGGAUAAGGCACUGGAUUGGGACAUAGGAGAGAGAGGGUCUAAUCACUUCUGUGCUAUUGCCUGGAUGUAUGACCUUAGGCUAGUCACCAGUCUAUGCCUCAGUUUCCCCAUCUGGAAAAGGAGGGUCAUGAUACUGACCUUUAUACAGCACUUUGAGAUCUACUGAUGACAAGUGCCAUGUAAGAACUAGGAGGUAUUAUUUCUUUACUGACUAUAGAGUUUCUAUGGAAAUGCUCACUGUACGAAUGGGAACUAAGGCAAAGCAUUUCAGUGUGUUUUUAGGUGCAUUGCUGAAGAGGGAUAGAGUUAAAAACAAGCUUAUGUCCCACUGAAGUCAUGCAUGUGCUUUGCUCAUUAGGAAUGAACUGCUAAAUUGGGGCCUAAAUGGGGGAGUUUGGUGAGCCUAAGGCUACCAAUCAGUUUCUCCCUAAAAAUUAAUACAUCAAGCUUUAUGCACACCAGAGUAAAUGAACAUCACUUCCUUUAUUUAAAUUAGCCUGUCUUUAGCAUAAACUAAAUGCAAUUUUUCAUUAUUUUUAUUAUAUGGAUAAGGAACUGUGACCAUUGUGUUAAAGAUGAUUGUGUUAGAAAUCAGCACUGCAGUGUGGAAAAAAGGCUUUUGUUGUGUGACUGCGUUAAGAGACCUUGAUCAUUUACCUUCUGAGAGCAGUUAGGACGGCAGUUCAGAAACAUUUAUUCUUUUAAAUAAGGACUACUACAAAUUACCUGACCUUAAUUAGAUGCUAUUUGCUUACUUUAUUUGAGGACCCCUAUUUUAAUCAACUGCUCAUGUGAGUAAAGAAAGUAAGCAGUUGACCUGUAGAGUUCAAAUAGUUCUCCUAGUUAUAUUUGGUAGAAUGAUAUUCACAAAUAAUUUGGCAAUGUUUUUGCCAUCUGUCAUCAAAUAAGUGAAACACAAAUAUUUGUAUCUUAAUUCAGUCAGCUGUUAGACAGUUAAAUAUUUGUCAAAUGAAUUAUUUGUGAAUACUUUUUAUUCGUGUCAAAUAAGUAAAUUUGCAUUCAUUGUCUGACCAGCUAUAGGCCUAACUUAGAUAAAAGGUUAAAAUAUAAGACCCAUUUAUUUUGCAUACUUUCUGUGUGGCCUGUAGAGCUGGUUAACAGUUUUCAAAAAUGUCUUGGAAAAAAUUGGGGCAAAUAUUUUCACAUUUUUAUCCAUCUCUAGUUGCAUGUUACAUAGCUACAGGUAUGUAACUUUGAUACAUUCAGAUGAUGUUGCAAUUGCAUAUGAUGUGUGUCAAGUUAAAUAAUGUUUUCCAGUCAGUCUCUGGAAAUUGGCCCUGACCUGCUCACUCCUCCCCUCCCACUUGCCAAGGCUUCAACUCUGCCACUUGCAGAGGAGUACACAAGGUACAGAGGAGAGAGGAGAUGGUUCCGUAGAGGCAGCUGAGCCCCUCUCCCAGGCAGGAUGAGGAGAUAUGCACACAGAGGGCUCCAUAUGCAGACAGAUCCAAAGUGGGUGGUCCAGGUUCUCUGUCUUAGAUACCUGGCUUGUGUGUCUUGUUCGCAUGUUCAGGAUCUAACUGAUUUCCAGAUUUGGGGUUGGAAAGGAAUUUCCCCCCCGGGUGGGGUGUGGAUCACCUGCUGGGAUUAUCUGGGCAUGUCUCACCUAAUGAGUUCAUAGCCAUUGCAGGGAUCUUGGGCACUGGUGACACCUCAGUCUCUCAUGUUCUCUGUCUGAGACGCAAAACAGUUUAUUGUCCUGAGGACUAAAAUGCUUUAAUUUAACUGACGCCAUUGGGCUCAGCAUAGGGUAUUUGCAUGAAAUGCAAUGGUCUGUGUUAUACAGGAGGUCAGACUAGAUGAUCUAAUGGUCCCUUCUGGCCUUCAACUCUUUGAAACUUAUGAAACUCUGAAAGGUCAUAACAGACUGAAGGAGCUUGAGCAGGAGCAGCCUGUGUUCAGGAAAGGUCAUUUUAGCUAUCGCUUCAACAUUCAUAGAGUGCUCAUUGCUAUGGUAUAGGCCCUGGGUAGUCACUGAGGGCCCAAUCCAAAGCCCACUGAAGUCAAUGGAGGUAUCUCCAGUUACUUCAAUGGGCUUUGAAUCAGUCACAGAAUACCCCUCACUAUAAAAUCUUGGCAGUCAGAUGAACUGAGGUAAACAGUCUUGUGUAGCAAGCACCAGGUGCACUAUUGCAUUGUAUAAAUAGUAAUAGUAAUGUUAAGGGAGAGCAAGUUCAGCAUUGUUUGGGCUGUCCCAACCAAUGCUCUAUCACCAGAGGUACAAUGCCGGAACCCGUCUCAGGACAGCUGAGGUCAGAGCACAGAUGCUCACCCAGAAAACAUGUCAAAUAAAGCAAAGAACAUUCAACCUCGAAUUAUAAAUGUUUAUUGCCCUGAGAAGAUGGAAAAACAGAGGCACUUUACACAUUCGUGCUUGUGUUUGGUUGCAAAUCAUCUCUGACUGUAUUUCAGAAAUAGCAUAUGCCUCUAGUGAUGCUAGAGCUAGUCUAGUACUUGUUUUUGAUGAACCUUAGAGUAACCACAGGAGUAAAAUUCCAUGUCAGUUUCCAAAGCAUCAGCUUAGAGCUGUCCUUGGGCAAUGGUACAUAUCGAGUACAACAAAUAGUCGUGGGUUUUGUUGUUGUUGUUUCCUGACUUGGCUUGGUUAGCUCUUUUGAGCAGAAAGUGUUUAAUUUUCAGCAGAUGUGUCUCUUUCUGUUCCUUUAUUCUUUGGAGGAUACAGAGAAAUGUGUCUUAAACAUGCAGAGGUGAAGGAUGUCUUGGUGAAUAAAUAGCCAAAAUCCAAAUGUACCUUCUUGAGUACUGAUGUGUUUCAGUGCAAAGCUUCAGGAAACAACAUGUUGUUUGUUUACUCCGUGUUACAUAACCCACAGAAUAUUCAUGUCCAUGGAUUGGAUUGGUGCUCCCACGGUGAAAUCUUCAAGAGGAGACUAAUGGGGGUAGGAAUGAAAUCCUUCCCCAUAAGAUCUGUCCAAAAUAGGGAUUCCCAGGAGGUCAGGGCCAUCUGCGUGGCGUCCCAGCCUUCACUGCCAGCUUUGGCCCCCAAAACUGCCCUGCUCCCACAGCUCCAUUAGAUUAUAUGCAUCCUCCACCCCAAACAGGGCAGUUCAUGACCUGCUUGUAGCCUGCCCAAUUCUUUCCCCUUCCCCUCCCCCACAGAACCUGUUCCCACAGAGCAUCAUUUGAGGACUCUUGGGAAGAGGAACUCUCAUCCCCUUUAGCACUUGGAGAUAUAGUGUCAUAAUCUAACCCCAGAUAUGAGUGGUUUGAGGGUCCAGGUCUUGGAGGAGGGGGCAGUUCAGCUGAAAUGCCAUCGAGUUAUGUUACUGUCAGUAUGUUUUAAGCUUAACUCACUUGCAAAGGGUAAUGAGUUCAUGGACCCUUCCCACAUUUGAUUUUGAAUGUAUCACUGGCUGCUAUUGUAAUAAGUCCUGUAGAAAUGAGGGUGUUAGUAUGUUAAUAUGAUCUAGUACCAUUCUGAUUUACCGGCUCUAAAGAAAUUGUAACUUGAACUAAUGCAUGUUUUUACCAUGUAGUAUGCAUGAUAGCAUGUUAUGUAUUAUUUUAUACUCAUACUGUAAUAGAUAAUGGAAGUUAUGUGCAUAUUGUAAGCAAUAGUAGCUCUUUCUCUUUAAUAUUGUAUGACAUUGAGUUGUAGUGCUUUGCUUCAAACCUAUAGCAGUGCCAUUAGCAGACUGUGGCAUAUAAACUAGUGAAGCCAGUCAGGAAACGUUUACUAAACUUGACAUUUUUCACUUGAAUAUCAGACAUAGUUAAACAUGUUUUUGUGAACCUACCUUGGGGCUCAGCUAUCAUUUCUGUGCCCUGCUAUAAGGAAAGCCCACAUUUGGGUAUAACCUCAGGAAUGACUUUCUUGACACAGGCUGUGUCAAAUACAUUAUGUUGUUAGGGCAGCAUUUUACAAAUGUUUGACUCCCGUACAAGUACCGUAGUUUUUGCAUGAUUUCUGUAUGUGACAGGAUGAAUGUGGUAGCUGCACAGUUUGUUCGUGUUGAAAUUCCUGACACUAACAUUUCUGAGGCUGGGGAAAAUUUUUUCUAUGCUGACUGUUGUCAGGGCCUCCCAUCUGUUCCCUCCUCAGCACAUGCACAUUCAGUUGAUAGCACAAGAAGCAUUUUUCCAGGUAUUACCAAAUCAGAAUGCGGAAAACCAAUAUUUCUUAUAGCGAGAACUAGUAAAUGCAGAACUGUUUGUUGCUUUAUGUUCACUAAAGUCCUGGUACAUUCUCAAAGUGACCUACUAGAAUGUUCUACAAUACCAGGAAGAGUAACUUCGGUUCACCCCAUUUAGCAACACAAUCUUUUGGCUAAACAGAAGCUCCAGUGUUGGGUCUUUCCUCCAUACUUCUUGGCCUAGGCUCAUUCCUUUCAUAACUCUGCCUUUCUCAGAUCUGAACCCUCUCAGGUAAUAUGAGGUGAGGGGGGUCUCAGCACCUAACAGGACCGUGCCCUAAAUUUGCUCCACAAGUUAGAAAUGUGAUGCAGUAGAGUAUAAUCCAGUAUGUGCACAAUAUGGAAAGUGCCUGUCUUGAUCAGAUUAAUUUUCAUUUCAUUAACUCAAAAUAGGCAUUUUAUUGUGUACAUACUUGUUACUAAUAUUGCUCUGCUAAUGUGUCCGUUGUUUUUAUAUAUAUAAUGCACAUCUUCCCGUUCAUCUUUUUACAGGGACAAUUUUUGUUGUUCUCCUUGCAUACCAGUUCCUAUAUAUAUAUGUGUGUGUGUGUAUAUAUACAUGAUAUACAAGCGUUCUCCUGUUUUUAUGAAGUUGCUAUUACAUGUUAAUAAAAUGAAUUUAAUUAGAAGUUUCAUAUAUUAUUACAUUUCUUUCUUAUUUGCUUUUUUUAGUGCUAGAUUUAAGAGUCUUUUGUACUGUUAAAAUUUAUUUGAGAUGUUUUGCGUUUUGUCAGUUUUCCUACUGUGUGCUACUUACUUUUCACUCCCAUUUGGAUUAUUUUUAUGUGCUUUCUCUGUAUUUGCAAAAUUGUGCCUGGGAUAUUUUAAAGUCUGAACAAUAAAUUGUUAGAGAAUA
Messenger RNA from Trachemys scripta elegans, 9620 nucleotides. It is a transcript of the gene ST6GALNAC3, whose product is annotated as ST6 N-acetylgalactosaminide alpha-2,6-sialyltransferase 3. Lineage: Eukaryota; Metazoa; Chordata; Testudines; Emydidae. The transcript is spliced from 5 exons. Gene Ontology annotation, biological process: ganglioside biosynthetic process; oligosaccharide metabolic process. The coding region runs from base 362 to 1138 and encodes 258 amino acids. Gene Ontology annotation, molecular function: alpha-N-acetylgalactosaminide alpha-2,6-sialyltransferase activity. The record is from RefSeq and is a predicted model, not a curated record.